UUAUUAGGAUGGGCUACGGCAGCAAAAGACCACACUGGGUCUUACCCCUGUACCUGCGGGUAUGUGUGUGUGUAUGCGCGCACACACACAUUAUAUAUACGUAGACACAUAUAUACUGUGUGUGUAUACACACACACAAAUACUGUAUAUACAGUAUAGUACAUAUAUUUGUCCGUGUAUGUGUGUAUAGAAAUUUCAUGUUAGCAAGGAAUUCCAUUGUAUCCUAAACGACCCAAAACGCCGCUGAUACUGGAAAUUGAUACAAAAACGGAAUGCUAGAGAUACCUAUCAAAUCAGACAGCCGCUACAGAAGGAGACAAACAAUGUUACAAUUUGACGUUCUUGCUUUAAGUCUAGUAGUUCCUACGCAAACAGUUGAGCGUGUUCACUGUGAAGCUCAAUUUUCGAUUUACGCCAUCACCGUGGCAAGAUUUUGGUUUCUCGGUAACUCUCUUUCAGCUGAGGGAGCUUUGGAAUUUCCGGAAGCGGAUGAAAUAAUCCUCGCCACUCAUUGAACCCAGGGUUCUUCCUGGGGCGAACCAUAUUUGGAUGCAAAACAGGGCAUUUUUGCUCAAACCUGCGAUCUGACUCACCGCAAACUAUAAUUUAUCGCAAUCACUCCCCUUUAAGAAUCAGUCGUGCCUGGCCCUUUGCCAUAUUUAGAUAUUGUGAAGUGCGCGUUGAUCGCGGGCGCGCGUUUCGCGGGGUAGGAAUGAUUAUUACGUUGGUGGAAAUGUUUCUCCUCUUUCUAAACAUCCCAUACUACAGCGACUAAACGCGGGGAAGUGGAGUUUGAGACAUCUGGUUUAAAAUCAUCUCUUUCGUUCUGAGCUCUCUCCUUUUGUAAUCAUGUAUUUAGUACAACUCACAUCACAUAUAUGAAAAAUACACCGUGGCGUGGAGCAGCCGAGCAAAUCGAGGAAGCCGGGAAAACUUGGAACUCGAUUGUACAAGCCGACCCGUAAUUGCCCGUGGUCGCACGCCAGACCCAGAACCCGCCCCUUUAAAUAUCACGCGUCCGGCUUCACCCAAGCCCCGCCCUCACCACGUUGUUCCGUUUCUGUUUUGUCAAACACAAUUUUUACUCUCUUCCGCAACCUCUGUCUCCUGAUCACCACACCCUCCCUAGUCCGAGUCGCCACCAUUUUGUACUUUUCCUGCAAAAACAUUGUACCUAGCGUUGUAAUCCCCGCGCACAAACCAGCCUCCAACCGCACGUAGACCUGUGGCACCGAGGGAGUAACGCGCCGAUCGCAGAAAUUACACUUUAAAAAACGCUACAAUAAAAUCUACAAUAAACAUCUAGCGAAAGAUUUCACUGGAAAUCAUAAAGGCUCGCAAUCUUUCUGUAGUCUCGUUGACCGUGCGGCUUGAUUUUAAUGGAAACCUCCCCCAGAUUAACGCGGAUGGGCGUCCAUGUGAAAAUACUACUGUUAAGCUUUCUCCAGCCCGAUUGGUGUGACUGUCAGGGCGGAUCAAGUCAGAUGCAAAUGAGCAGUGCGAUCAGCGCUGUGCUGGUUGUUUGCAAAGACUGGUGAAUUUCCACCGAACGCUGCAGCUCAAUUGGAUAAAUUAUAGCCUCGGGAUUGUUAUAUAGUGUUCGAUUGUGGAAUUCGACCGUGGAUUGUUUCCAUGUGGAGUUGCAACCCGAUUCUAUGAAAAGAGGCGCCAGCAGCCAAGGAGCUUUUGUGUUGAAUCGGAAUUGUACUGAAACAUCGCCCGCCUGGCAGGAAGAUCUGGGACGUGGUUUGCAUCGGACUGUUAGUGGGCAGUGUUACCGCUUGUUGUGAUUGCUGGAUUUUGGGGCUGUGUACUGCGCCAUCUUGAGACUUUCCCCCCCACCCCCCUCUUUUCCCUCCCUCCCCCCUCCCUCCCUCAUCUGGAAGAUUCCGGGGGCUUAAAGGAUAUUUCGUUGUCCUCUUGAUUUGGUCUAUUGGGCCUGUUUAAGGCAACCAAAUUAAAACUUAACGCAUUUGCCCCCCCCCCCGUGCUGGUGUCUCACUGCAAGAAAAGAAAAAUCGCCCAGUGUUUUUUUUCAAGUGAUUGAUAGGAUCGAGUAUGAGUAUCGAAACACUGCUGGAAGCUGCGAGGUUUUUGGAAAUGCAGGCGCAACAACAGAAAACACGUGAUGACCGUGAGACACGGGACAGCCUCCUGUCGGAGAGAGAGCCAGAGCGCGGCAAAGUCAACCAUGAGGUCAAGCCCGAGCUGCAAGCUGCCCCCACGCUCCUGGUGCAGAAGCCAUUACCGCCUCCAGCCUCCGCCGCCACCACAGUCGUCGUGUCGCACGUGGUCAGCCCCUCGCUAGCCCCGUCCCCCCUCCCGCCGCAGGCCGCGCAGCACCACCAGCCGGCACGGAGCCCCACCGGCAACGCCAGAGAGGUUUCGCCCAGCCCACCUGUGCUUCAUCCCUCUCCGAUGCCUGCCUUCCCUGACCCCCACCCCGGUCCAGCGGUGGUGAACAGUGCUCCCCAGCAGCUCCCAGGAUCUGUACUGGCAAUCCCACCACAUCAUCUCAUCCAGCAGUCGUCCCUGCCACAGCAGCCAGGUGGGCUUAAGUCGAGCCCCCUGGAUGACGGAAAGCCUCACGAUCAAAAGCGAAGACCUGGGGGGGCAGGGACGCGGGAAGUCCACAACAAACUGGAGAAGAAUAGGCGUGCUCAUUUAAAAGAAUGUUUUGAAACAUUGAAAAAGAACAUUUCCAAUCUGGACGAUAAGAAAACAUCAAACCUAAGCGUUUUGCGGAGUGCCUUGCGAUAUAUUCAGACUUUAAAAAGGAAAGAGAAGGAAUAUGAGCACGAGAUGGAGCGCCUUGCAAGAGAGAAGAUUGCCUACCAGCACCAAUUAGCAGAAUUGAAGAAGGAACUAAGCCAACGGAUGGACAUUCUUGAAAUUGAUCGCAUCCUCCACCAAACUGUGCAACUGGAGGACGACCAGGGUUCUACCUCAACCGCGUCCGAGGGUGAAGAUAAUGUCACUGAUGAUAUCGAAGACACAAGGCCCAUGAACACUCUGACAAGAACAUCACACCAUGAGCUACUCAAGGCCAGCUCCUCUGCUGGCGCCCACCAGCCGUCACUGCUACCCCAGUGUGUGUCUAUCCCUCAUCAGAAGCAACCUCAGGCCCAGGCACAGCUGCAGGUCCAACCACAGGCUUUGAUUCCGCCUCAGACGAUAGUACCAGCACAGACUCACCUCGUGACCGCAUCGGCGCUGCAGCCGACGGUCAUCGCCCACGCCGCGCCCGCCUCCCAUGCCUCGGUGAUCCACACGGCCGUCAACCACGCCAGUCAGGCGAAGCAUGUCGCCCACAUCGUGCCGGCCACCAGCAGCUCCAUGCAGCUGACCACCGCCGCUCAGCCCAUCGGGCAUAUCACUGUGCACCCUGCCUCCUUAGGCCAUGUGGCCCACCUGGGGCGGCAGCUGCCCCCCAUGUAUCCACAGCCGAUGACAGUCAACCAGCCGGUCGUGAGCCAUUUGACGCACACCAUCACCCACCAGCAAGUGAACGGCACCGCACCCGUUGGCCAGCAGACCGUUGUGACAAAGCAGUCGGUGGGUCCCCAGGUCGUACACCAGCAGAUAGUUGGCCAGACCGUCCUGAACCCAGUCACCAUGGUAACCAUGCCAUCUUUCCCUGUGAGCACUUUGAAGCUGGCCUGAACCUGGAGGAGCAGCAGGCCUCGAAGAAGCAGGAAUUUCAAUCUGAGAGAGAAAAGACAAACACCACACAUUUUCCGUGUUACUGCAGUACAUUCCUGACGGCAUGGGUGUGGGUGGGGAAAAAAAUCGAUCGGAGAUGGAUGGUGUAGUCCAAGUGUCAAACGUCACCAGACUGGCACAGUACAAGCUGCUGAUCAGAGGAGUCUGAUUAACAGCUGUCCUUGGCAGCCUUCCUGUAUGUACAUGUGAGUGUGUGUGUGUGUGUGUGUGUGUGUGUGUGUGUGUGUGUGUGUGUAUACAUGGGUGUGUGAUUUGAUCGUGAAUUUACAGAAAGAUGUUAGUAAAACUUCUGUGUUCUUUUUCCUCCCUUCCCUGCAACUCAACUCCCUUCUCUCCAGAAAUAAAAUCUGGGUAGACGUCACCGUGAUUGGACGAGGCAUUGAAAUGGAGAAAGGGAAGGUGGUGGGGGGGGGGGUUGGGGGGGGUAGUUGUACGAAGGAGGCCUUAGUGGAGUUGAGCUUCACUGGAUAGGGUUGGUACACAAGGUAUCAAUAGCAAGAAGAUGUUAAUUCUUCCCAAUUAGGUGCCUGUGUGUGUGCGUGUGUCUGUGUGUACGGAGUGAAAUGCAUGGCCUGGUAUAGUUGUGGGGCAGGCCCAGACGUGUCGCAGGUCAGAGACCAAACCAGGGUCCGUGCCCCCCAGCUUCCUGAAUUUAUUUUUAAAGUUACUUUGUGAGGACCAAUUAAAAAAAAUUGUUGCAGUGUUUGCUUUAAGUGCACCUUCUGGAAAAUUGACUGCAACGAUGGCAACAAGCAAACCCACCCAGAAUCUGUUAAAAGCCCUGGGCCACAUGACUAGACGCUGGCUGGGGGGGGGGUAGGGGGGGAGGGAGACAAAGUUAAUCAUAUUGUUACAGUCCUGUUGUAGCUGUGUCUGUAGGACUGAGUGGCUUCCUAAGCUUAAAGUGAGUUUGUGUCAAUGAACUGUUUAAGGCUGGCAUCAUUACUGUGUGUGUUAUAAAUGCAGUGUCUGUCAUAUGGGGAACUUUUUAUUUAAAAAAAAAUCAACUUUUUUUUUGCAAUAAAGAUUUCUGCUUUCUUUGAUUUAGGCCCAGAAUUAGGGUCUGAUUUGACUAAAGCCCAAUAAAUGAACUAUCAUUGACCCUUGCCCAACGAUUCUUUCUGAGGAUUCUGCAGUGAUGAAGCCAUCAUGUUUAAGUAUUGUGGGGUGUGCUUUACCAAGGGCGUUCAGGUAAAUAAAAUCCUGUAACUAUACUGGAGAGCUUUGUACCCGUACUUCGAUUUAUGUCAUUCACACGAAACAUAACCCUAAGUUUAAAGUGAAUAUGUUAUAUGUAGACGUCUCAGGUAAUUUCAUGAAUUUCUCGGAUUAAUUUUUUUAAAUCAUGGUGAAAAUACUCGGAAGUGAUCUGCUGUGCACUAAUCUCAUCGAGGGUCGCAGUGCAGCAGUUUAAAACCAGAGCCUGUCUCCUCAAAGUUGAUCGUCACAGGAUUCUGAAUCGGGAGCUGACGAUACUCGGUACAUUCCAGUGCUGCUGAUUUGCUUGCACAGGAGGGAUCAUGCUGCUGUUGAGGAAAGUUGACGUGGAAGAUCUGUCACUGCUGUAUUCUAGUGAUCAGUUUUCUUGGUGCUAGCCCCGGCCCAGAUGCCAGGGUUUUUGUUCCUUUUCUCUAAGAUGAUAGUUGUGUACCCAGUCUUUAAUUCCACUUACAAAGCUGGCAUCUGCUCCAGUUACUCAUGGAGUGUUUAUGUAAUAGUUAAGCACUCUAAUUUUAGCUAUUUCUAACUAUCACUGGUUAAAAUGUUUAAAAACAACUCAGGAUGCUGAGAUACAGUGCAGGUUGCUGCUGCCAGGUAGUAGACCAAAGCCAUUUGUUCCCUACUACAUGAAACUGAUGAUUUUUAAAUAUACACACUCAGUUGCCACUUUAUUAGGGACUCCUGCUUGUUAAUGCAAAUAUCUAAUCAGCCAAUCAUGUGGCAGCAACUCAAUGCUUAAAAGCAUGCAGACAUAGUCAAGGGGUUCAGUUGUUGUUCAGGCCAAACAUCAGGAUGGGAAAGAAAUGUGACCUGAGCGACUUUGACCAUGAAAUGAUUGUUGGUGCCAGACAGGGUGGUUUGAGUAUCUCACAAGCUGCUGACCUCCUGGGAUUUUCACGCACAACGAUCUCUAGAUUUUACACAGAGUGGUGUGAAAAGCAAAAAAAAACAUCCAGUAGGUGACAGUUGUGUGGGUGAAAAUGCUUUGUUAAUGAGAGGGAUCAGAGGAGAAUGGCCAGACUGGUUCAAGCUGACAGGAAGGCAGCAGUAACUCAAAUAACCACACGUUACAACAGUGAUGUGUAGAAGCGCAUCUCUGAAUGCACAACACAUUGAACCUUGAAGUGGAUGGGCUACAGCAGCAGAAGACCACAGACAUACACUCAGUGGCCACUUUAUUAGAUACAGGAGGUACCUAAUUAAAAUGGUCACUGAGCGUACAUAUAGUUUGUGCACCUCUUUUAAUUCCAGACCAUCACUAACACCAGUAGUGUAGGAAUUGUUUUCAUGAUUUUUUAUUGCCUUUUACAGAGUAGUCGUACAAUUGCGGCAGUGGUGUCCCCUUGAUGGGCUGUGCACUUACUCCACGCCUCUCAUGUCUCUUCACAGUGCUGGACUAGAGUCAAGCUGAGCAGGGUCUUCCUCCCCCGUUGACUCUGCCCAGCCCCUUCCCCGAACAGUGGCUUCACUAGUUAGGAGGUAGGACGGAGGGGAUCUCAUUCCUCCAUUGAUACAGGUUGCUAGUUAAAUGUCGAGGCACUUAACCACAAACUGAGACAGUUAAAAACUGUUUCCCAUUUGAACUUUUAAAGUAGUUCAUCUACAAAAUUAUACCUAUGAUGAUAAAACCAGGAAUGCGUAUAAUAAUAAAGCUAAGAAAUAAAAUAUUUUUAAAAAUGCACCGGGGAGGUAACCACGCACUAAAAAUUAGGAUCUGGGCUGUUAUAUGAGUUAGCUAAGAUAAUUUGAUGCAUUGAGCAAAAACUUAUUUAAACUAAAUUUAUUACAAUAUAAAUGAGCAAUACUGGGAGAAUAAUAUAAAGUAAGAUACAAAACUACCCUAAAACCAGCAAAGCAAAUAUAUAUUUCCAUAAGAAGCUGAAAUAUUACUAGUACUUAUGAGUGUGGUUCUAGCAACCCUGUCGAAGAAGGCCUUGUAGUUAAUAAUCAGACAGCAAUCCAGGGCACACAUUAGUUUUUGGUAAACGAAUCCCUUGGGCGUCUAAUGAUGAAUCCUAGCAAAGCGAUGGUAGCAACACCACAAGUGGGCUUAAUGGUCUUUUCCAAAUAUCAGUACUUGUUAGAUUUUGUAGUGCCAAGUGAUCCUGAAUUAUACCCAAGUCUCACAGGGAUAUAGACGACUGCCACCCAACAAUCUGAUAAAAAUUGUGUCCAAGACUCAGGAAUGUCCGAUUUAAAAAUAAUAUAACUGGCAGCAGAAACAAAUAACGUGACCAUUCUACAAGUCCUUACAGUAUUGGGUUUAGCAGGAUUCAUGGAAAAUGUACAGUGUAGUUUUCAGUCAGGGAUUCCCAACCUGGGGUCCGUGGCAUAGAGAAAGUUGGAAACCUCUAAGUAAAUGUGAGAUAAACAGAUUGUUUAAAAGAUGUAAAACCUUUUCUUCCAUCAGAAGUCAUUUCACAAUAAGGGACUUCAAUUUCCUGAUGAUCUAGCUGGGACCAUAACUCAAUUUCUAUCUCUUUCCAAUUAUUCUCCAAGAUCAUAAGCUUCUCCCUGACUGAAUCUAUCCCUAGUCACAUUUCCACAAAAAGCUAACAGUUCAAAGUAAGUUGAAUCAUGCAGGAAAACGCAAUGUUUGAGUAAAUUGAGGUUUAUAUUGUAGCAAGGUGGAGUCAAGCUGUUGUGUGUAUUUAAGGCAGAGAUUGAUAAGUCCUCGAUUGGUAAGAGGAUAAAGGGUAAUGGGGAGAAGGCAGGAGAAUGGGCUUGAAAAGGAAAACCAGAGAAGUCUCAGUGGUCUGAGUGCUGCUCCUGAAUCUUAUGAUCCCACAAACUGGGAACACAAACUCACCAACUUACCUUUAGUUUUCCCAAAAUCGGUAUAUUUUUAAUAAUAGAUGUUGGCCUUUGAGCUUCUGGUUUGGUGGAUGGGGGGUCAUAAAUCCACCAUCCCUGAAGAAUAUAAAAUCCCAUCAUUAACACUAAUAAGUAGACAUAAAAAUGCCUUAAUGCUGCAUUUAAAAUUAGUGAAAAAUAAAAUGGGAGAUGAAAUAUUUUUAAGAUUAGUUCAUCCUUCUGGAUUGGUUGGGGUCUUGACCAUCCUACCCCAUGCCUUGAUCGUCCACUGGUGUAGCACCUGAUUCAUGGGUCGACCUGGCACUCAAGUACUUCUCCCCUUCGCUAGGCCUUACAAGUUCAUCUUAGAGUCAUAGAACACUACAGCACCGGAACGAGCCCUUCACUAUGAAUUUGCCUUGUCCCGUUGACCUGUACCCUGCAUAACCCUCCGACCCACGUACCUUUUCUAGUCUCUCUUAAACAUUGAGAUCGAACCAUCAUCCGCCAGUUCCGUUGGCAACUGGUUCUACACUCUCAUGACCCUCUGAGUGAAGAAUUUCUCCCUCUUGUUCCCCUUAAACAUUUCUCCUGUCACCUCUAACCUGUGAAGUCUCACCCAACCUCAGUGGAAAAGGCCUGCUUGCAUUUACCCUUUCUAUACCCCUUAUAAGAACAUAAGAAACAGGAGCAGGAGUAGGCCAUCUGGCCAUGGGCUCAUCUCCACCUACCUGGCUUUUCCCCAUAACCCUUAAUUCCCCUACUAUGCAAAAAUCUAUCCAAACUUGUCUUGUAUACUUACUGAGGUAGCCUCCAUUGCUUCAUAAUUUUGUAUAGAUUCAUAUAUCCCCUUAUCAAAAAGCCAGUUAUCAAUGACAUUAAUAAAGGAAACAUUGCUUUAAAAGUUACAUAAAAGCCUCCAGUUUUAUUGGUUUCUACCUCAAGGCCAGUCUUCCUACAAAGAUAUUCGGGCAUCAUGAGGUCCUUUGACAUUCCCAAUAUUUUCCAGUCAAAUUAAAGGCGAUGGUUCUGGUUGGUGAUGGGAUCCAGCACUUUGGAUCAUGUGGAAUAUUCCAGCUCUACCAGCAAAAGCAGUCAAGUUCCAAUAUUUCUUUUAACACUUUCAGUUCGUUAUCGCCUCACAACAAAUUUCCCGACAGGUGUCAGUAACUCUUGAUUCUGAUCCUUGAUUGGUUUUGGUUGCUCAGCCACAAGGGAAUCACAGCUCAGCCCAACUCUUAAUGCUCGUAGGUUUGCAGAAGCGCUGGCCGGCAGCCAGGGGAAGGCAUCCUGGAGGAUGUUUUUUUGCUUGUCUCACUAAUUUGGGAGUGUUGACGUGGCACAGAGAUCAACACUUGACUUUGAUGCUUGUCUGGUACUGUUGUGUCACCCAGGACUUGCACCUGAAAGACUAAACUCUUGCUGGAAAUUGCCUUACGGCUUUUUCAGACAUUAUUUGCAAACUGCGGGCCACGCUCAUUCCCAAAUCUCUGUAAAUGUCGUCUGUUAAUAUAAUCAGUCUUGUUCUGCGGCUCGCUGAAAUAACACACAAUGUAACAGUAAGGAGCAGGUCUUACUAAAUGUUUAUUCUUGAUGCCUACUAUUGGGGGUUCACUACUCACCCAGCCCCUGUUAGCCCUGUUUAAUUGCAAUUGAGGUGCUGUUUCCAAGGUACUUCUGCAUUGAAACAUGGUGACAUUUCAAACGAAAGAAACCGUUUUGCAAAACUUAUUGGCAGAUUUGUUUUCACCGUAGUUUCAAUUCCCUUAUGAUCGUACCUGAACCGAAUAGUCUGAUUAAAGAGAGCUCAAAACGAGACGGUUGAACCCUUUUUAACUGUUUAGUGCAAGGGCCUAUGGAUACAUAAUUGUGCACGUCCUAUAUUUUACGUCAGUGCUGUUAAUGUUCAAAUGCACUUAUCUGGCUGGCUUUCUUUAAAUCUCUGGGGUUUAAAAGUAAACUCUUCAUGGACUGAAGACAUUAUUUCCAGGUAGAUUAAUUAUUCCAAAUCUCCCUCUAUUUUCCUUUGCAAUUAAACUAAAUCUUCUGACCAUAGUUAUCAGGUAGCACUGGGGGAGUUGGGCUGAAAGUAAAUGGAUCAGUGUCCCUCCUCCAUGUUGCCCUCAGUACCCAACAGUAAUGUAUGUUUUCUUUGUGUCGCCCGGACUCUUCAGCCGUGAUAUCUUCAUGGUCGAGUGGUCUGUUAAUGCUUUUUAUCUGGGUUCAUUCACAUGGCGACAAGCUUCCUGAACCAAGCAAUAUCUAAAAUGAAACAGCAGCAUCUUGGAGAAAUUCGAUCUACAAGUUCCAGAGUAGGAGAACUGAUUUGUUUUAAAUCAAAAACACAUGGUUGGGGAGCUCUUAUGAUUUCAUAAUCCCACUUAUAACAUUAGAAAACAAUUUUACAUCAAGAAGAAAAUAAAAUAGAACAGAUGGGGGUUUUCUCACUGCAAAUGGAAGUGUGGAUUUCUGGUUUGUAUGGUUUGUUUGCUGUAGGAAAGGCUAUCCAAUGAAAUGUUCUUAAGGAGGAGCUUAGCACUGAAGAUUCAUGUUGUUAGUCCGUUGAAGGAUGGCGCGAACACUGUACCCCAAAACGUUCACGUGAAUUGGCUUGGAACAGCAAAGGAAGCAGACUGAAAAUCAGAAACCUUGUGGACGCUGGAAAUCUGUAACAAAUACAGGAAGUGCUGGGGGAAGUCAGCAGGAUGGGCAGAUGCUAUGAAAUGAAUAACGUGCCUGGCCUGCUGAAUUCCUCCAGCAUGUUCAUGUGUGUCACACACACAAUGUCCUGUCUAACACAUCUGCAGAUUUUCUCAUGUUUAUGUGUUACUCUGGAUUUCCAGCGUCUGUAGAAUCUCUUGUGUUUAGGACGGGCUAUAUCUGUGGAAAGAGAAGCAGUGAACGUUUUUGGUCUGUGACUGGGAUCCAUGGACCCCUUGGUUAGUGGUAGGGGUAUAUGGUAUGAAAAAGGGUUGGGAACCCCUGCUAUGACAGAUCUGGGGAAGGGAAUGGUACAGAUUAAUUUUCAGUAGGAGGUGGUGGGGAGAUGUGUAGAACGAAGGUUAUGUCCAUGAUAGGAUGAGUCGAAAUGCCGGUUACCAGCAGACAAAAGACUCUUGGUCUGUGUAAAGCAUCGUCAAAAGAGGUCUGCUUCAGUACAGCUGUCACGUUAUCUAACUGCGCUCCCCAGUCACGUGACUUGCACCUAAGCUCUCUAUGACAUACUCUCUCAGUCAGAGAGCCACACGCACUGAUCAGCAAUGCAUAACCAUCAGCUGCUUUUAUUGCAUUGGCCUCACCAGCUCCAAGAGCCUGGCUGACACAUAUAUUUGUCACCAGGCUAUAGCCAACUGUUUGACAGUUCAAACCCAUUUAGUACAACUCUUUAUCAUGAUAAGCAGCUUCCACCUGGAAUGGGCUUUACAGUCACUCGAUUCACAGACUGUUUUGUGAUGACAGAGCAGACUCAAUGGGCCAAAUGGCCUACUUCUGAUUCCACGUCUUGCGGUCUUAAAUGUCAAAGGAGUUUUUAUGAGUAUCUGACACCAAAAGCGAACCAAAAAAAAAGAAAUUGACUGGGACUUUAAUUGAACAAAAAAGAAAGCAGAAUAAUUUCCCCCAUUAGAGAGACAUUACUUUUCUAUCAUUAAUGUUUGUGGUGAAUGCCUUCACUGUGCAACAGCUUUUGUUUAAAAUAUUGAGGGGAAAAUGUUUUUAAAAAAAAUCUUUCUGUGAAGAUUUUUGAAGUGUUUGAAUGGACCAGGUGUGUGGGAAAAUAUUCGUGGAUUUUUGUAUAUAAUGUAUUUUUACUAUUUAGCUGUAAUAUAAUAGCUUUCGUUCAAAAAAAUCAGUAUCAAUGUGUAUAAUAUUCUCAUAUCCAUCUAUCAAGCAAGAUGCACUUGCCCCAGAAACUAUAAAAUAAAGAUACACCUGCACUGA
Molecule: messenger RNA, 11676 nt
Organism: Hypanus sabinus (Atlantic stingray)
Lineage: Eukaryota; Metazoa; Chordata; Chondrichthyes; Myliobatiformes; Dasyatidae
Gene: mnta
Product: MAX network transcriptional repressor a
Exons: 6
Coding region: 2059-3663 (534 amino acids)
Biological process (GO): regulation of transcription by RNA polymerase II
Molecular function (GO): protein dimerization activity; DNA-binding transcription factor activity, RNA polymerase II-specific; RNA polymerase II cis-regulatory region sequence-specific DNA binding
Source: RefSeq, a predicted model, not a curated record